AGGCCAUGUCCUCUCUCUUCCCUCUCUUCGUCUCGUAGCUUACUACGCAUACUUCCAAUACAACGCUUAUGAGCAUUGGCAUGUAUGGAACACACAUUUUUGUCAUGUGGUUCUUACGUAACUACGCAAGCAUGUCCUACCCCACCUGCCCACAGAUGUGUCUCUUAGAGUGGGAGGGGGGAAGGUCAAAGGUCAUUCCAAUAAGCCACACUCACCAUUUUCCUCUUUGCUGUAGAUCAUCUGCUGAUCUGCCGUCAGAGGAGUUAUCUGAUGACUACGAUGAUGAACUGGAGCAAUUCAAAAAGAUCUGUUUUGCCGCACCUGUUGUGAACCGCAAGAGAAUUGCUGUCUCGCUUGAUAUGAACGAUCUCAUGGCCAAAAUGAAAUAGACAUUACAUCAUAAUUACAUCAUUCUUGUACAAAAAAACAGUGACACACACACAAUGUCUCUAACUGAGUUGAAAUGUUGUGUAUUAUGAGAUAAUGGACACAAAAAGUGCAUGAAACUAUACAACAACACAUUCUUCAACUAAAACUCCACCCAAUAUGAUGAUCUUGUCAGGUGAUGUACUGGCUACUAAACAGUAGUUCCUACCACUAGUCAUAGUGCCAAUCUCCACCCACUGUCCAUCCACUAGCUGGUGAAUGGAGUUGACUGAUGACAUACCUCGAAUCCCACCAAUGAGUACUAGUUGUCCACAGAGAGUGGCAGCUGUUGAGAAUUCCACUGGUAGAGGAAGGAGAGGUUUCCAGGAUAGGAUGGGAGGUGAUGUGAUCGGUUGAUCACUGGAUGGUAGGGCUGCAAGAGAACACGAGUAGCUAUUAGCCUUAAUUCCUAUCACAUUCAACUGAUCACCACAUAUUGUGGCUGAAGGGUAGGGGAGAGGUUGUGGUAAGUCUGUUAGUUGGUACCAUCUUCUGCUCUUCACUUGAAAUAGUUCAACUGUCGCAGUCCAACCACCAUCACCACGCCCCCCAAUCACAAUGAGGUAUUCCCCAUCAGAUGUAGUAACUACAGCAGUGCAGGAACGUGCAGUGUUCAUUGGAGGGUAUUUCUCAACCCAGUUCCUCUGUUGUAAUGUGUAUAGUUCGUUAGUACGAGAUCCAUCCUCUCCCCCCACAGCAGUUAGUUCCCUGUCAAUGAUGACUAGUCCAGAGUUCUGAUACGGACAUGAAGGAAGUUCCUCCCAUUUCUCUGUACUAGAUUCAUAUUGGUAGACUAAGGUGGAGUCACGUGAGGUGGCGCGACGUGGGGUGAAGUAU
Geodia barretti is the source of this 1263-nucleotide messenger RNA. Lineage: Eukaryota; Metazoa; Porifera; Demospongiae; Tetractinellida; Geodiidae. The record is from the annotation of a GenBank genome assembly.